GGAGCAGGAGGAGGAGGAGGAGGAUGUGGAGGCGAAGAAGAAAAGUGAAAAUAUUUCACAGCUCGACGCAGCUUUUUAAAAUAAUGGAUGAUCGAUGCUCCGCAGCUUUUCUUUUUCUUCUCUUCUCUCGUCAAAUGUAGGUUGAUAAAUGUCUGUGAUACUGGUGUUUACCGUAAUGUCAGCUUUACCAUUCGCAGUAGGAAAUCAUCAGAUCACCUGUCAGACUGAACCGAACCAGGCAGAAGAAGGUGGUGAUGUUUCACUGCAGUGUCGUCUGGAUCCAUCAGUGGACUUGAGGAAAGAAACACUGGAGUUUACCAGAGCUGACCUCAACAGAGAAGAUGAUGUGGUCCACUUGUAUCGACAUGAAAAGGACCAAACUGAUCCACAGAUGGAUCAGUACAGAGACAGGACGACUCUCAACAAAGAAGAUCUGAUCAGAGGAAUCAUCAGUCUGAACAUCUCCUCAUUGAACCUGACAGACAGUGGACUGUACACAUGUUACGUCCCAGGACUAGCAGCCAGUGCUACCAUAACUCUUACUGUUGUGAGAAAAGACCAAGACACAGGACAAACACAACGAUCAUCGAGUCAGAGAAACCAGGAGCUAAAGAGGAGAAGGAUGUUGAUGUCAUUGUUGUUGCUGUUCUUGCUGUUCUUCUUUUCAUUGUUGGUCUGAUUAUCGGAGUCCUGGUGAAACGUAGAAAUCUCACCAUUUGUCAGAGGAGGGAGGGAGGAGGAGACCAGGGACGAGAGCUGGCAGACGUGGACUGAUGGUCGAUGGACGGACGGCUGCUGGAGAGAGAAGACGUUUAGAACCUGAGUGUUUAACAGCUGCUCUGGUUUCAGCAGCUUUACCAAAGAUUGUACUCAACAAAGGGACUUAAACCUCUCUCUACUGCAGGGAUGAAGAAGAAGCAGGAAGCAGAGAAAACACCAAACAUCUCUGAGAUGGAAAAGCUGGAGACGACAUCAACAGAAGGAGAUGAAGAGCUGCACAGAGCUGCAGAAAACGCUUCAGGAAACUUCCUGAAAGAGUUUGGGUUUGAAGAUGAUCUGCUGGAUCCUGCUGCUCAUCGUCCUGAUCUCCUGUGUCUCUGGAACACUUGUAGUGAAUGUGGCACAGACCUUCUAUCAGGCAGAGGAGAACCACCACAUCACACUGGAAUGGACCUUCACACCCAAAACUCUCAGCUCCUCCAACAUUUAUAUCCUCUGUCAACUGAUAACUGAUCAGAGAGCCUCAAGACUGUUUCAUCUCCAUGAGGGUGUUGAGGUCUCAAAGUCUCAGGAUGAACAGUUUUCAGGACGAGUCCAGUUUGACAAAGACGUCCUCAGAGAAGGACGACUCAGACUUGAUGUGUCCAGACUCAGGACUGAGGACUCAGGUCUGUACCUGUGUGAGGUCAAAACAGAGUCCGGUUCAAGCUCUGACAAGUGUCGACUCAACGUCACUGCGACUCAUCAGAUCACCUGUCAGACUGAACCGAACCAGGCAGAAGAAGGUGGUGAUGUUUCACUGCAGUGUCGUCUGGAUCCAUCAGUGGACUUGAGGAAAGAAACACUGGAGUUUACCAGAGCUGACCUCAACAGAGAAUAUGAUGUGGUCCACUCGUACCGCCAUGAAAAGGACCAAACUGAUCCACAGAUGGAUCAGUACAGAGACAGGACGACUCUGAUCCAUGAAGAUCUGAUCAGAGGAAUCAUCAGUCUGAAGAUCUCCUCAUUGACCCUGACAGACAGUGGACUGUACAGAUGUUACGUCAAAGACCUGGAAGCCAGUUGUACCAUGAAUGUUACUGUUGGAGCUGAAGAGGUGGAGAAUGUUGGUGCCAUUGUUGUUGCUGUUCUUGCUGUUCUUCUUUUCGUUCUUGGUCUGAUUAUUGGAGUCCUGGUGAAACGUAGAAAUCUCUGGAUGAAGAAGAAGCAGGAAGCAGAGAAAACACCAAACAUCUCUGAGAUGGAAAAGCUGGAGACGACAUCAACAGAAGGAGAUGAAGAGCUGCAUAGAGCUGCAGAAAACGCUUCAGGAAACUUCCUGAAAGAGAGAGCAUUGUCCUGCUGACAGAGGACACUGUCACCAUGAACAUGGUCUGCUGCAGAGUUCAGGUUGGUGGUUCGUGUCCAUCUCUUCUCCAGGUAAACAACACACCUGCACCCAGCCGUCCACAUGAUGUAAAAGAAGAUGCUCCAUGGUCUCCAGACACAUUAUGCUAGAGUGUCACCUCAGUAUUUAUAUGUUUACAGCAGUCAGACUGACCUCCUCACAGCUUAUGAUCAUGUCAAUCACUGGUUUCUACAACAUUUGAAAAUGACAGGUGAACACAGUUUUUGUAUUUAUGACUGAAUGCAGGCACCAGUAUAAAUAACACUGCUUAUGAUGUAGUGGAUCUAUAACUGAUGUUUGAUAUUCUAUCUAUCUAUCUAUCUAUCUAUCUAUCUAUCUAUCUAUCUAUCUAUCUAUCUAUCUAUCUAUUUAUCCUGUCUGACAGUGAAAGAUGUAAUUUUCUUUGUUGUUGUUUUGUAUUUGUUUGGUUUAUUUAUUGUUGUAAACAGGUGAGUUGUGGUUUUAAUAAAGAGAUUGAAUCAUGUGAUAAACAGUUA
Molecule: messenger RNA, 2604 nt
Organism: Lates calcarifer (barramundi perch)
Lineage: Eukaryota; Metazoa; Chordata; Actinopteri; Centropomidae
Product: polymeric immunoglobulin receptor
Exons: 12
Coding region: 1052-2065 (337 amino acids)
Biological process (GO): negative regulation of T cell proliferation; T cell costimulation; cell surface receptor signaling pathway
Cellular component (GO): membrane; external side of plasma membrane
Source: RefSeq, a predicted model, not a curated record